AUGAACGCAACGCCAUCGGCGCUGGAGACGGCAGCAAAGGCAGCAUGGAGUGCCGUCCCAACUCUGGUGCAAGAGAGGCUAUCUCAAGCUGCAAUUGGCAGUCCAGUCAUCUUAGGCCUCUCGGCUGUCCUCACCCUGUUCUUUACCUGGCUCAUUAGUAUCUCUGUCUACCGCAUCUGGUUUCAUCCACUCAGCAAGCACCCAGGACCACUUCUCUGCAAGCUCACCAGCACCGUAUGGGCAUACCACUUCACCAAAGGAUCUAUCCUCCAAUGGGAAGCCAAACAGCACAAAAAGUACGGCCAGACGGUGCGUCUGGGACCGAACCGCCUGAGCUUCAUCGACCCCCGGGCUUGGAAGGAUAUCUACGGCCACAAGUUUGGCAACGCCAAGCCAAACGUCAAGAACCUCGACCGCGCCGUCAAGAACCUGCCGAGCGGCCGCCUGCCCAUGGCUCUCGAGCCCACCACGGCUGGGCACUCGGCGCAGCGCAAGCAGUUCAACCCCGCCUUUGGCGAGCGGGCGUGGAAGGAGCAGGAACCUCUUGUGCAAAAGUACGUUGAGCAGCUCAUGAGCCGGGUGAGUGCGGAUAUUGCCGCCAGCGCCAACGGAGAGACCGUGGUGGACAUUGCUACGCUGUACAACUUCAUGACGUUUGAUGUCAUGGGUGAUUUGACCUUUGGCGAGGGUCUCGGCCAGCUCGAGACUGGUAUUGAGUCCUCGUGGGUUCCGGCCGUCUUUGUCAUGUACAAGCUUUUGAACAAGAGAUCAGUCAUCAAGGCCUAUCCCCUCGGUGGAUUCUUGUUCGAUCUCUUCGCGCCCAAGGGUAUGCUGCAGGAUUCCGCUAAACACAUGCAACAUUGCAGCAAUCUCGUCGCCAAGCGCUUGGAGAAGGGUAAUGACGGGAGACCGGACAUUUUCGGCCAUGUCCUCAAGCAGCCGGAGACUAUGUCCCGCACGCUCAUGAACGCCAACGCCAACAUGUUGAUGGUGGCAGGGACGGAGACAACCGCCACUACCCUGACGACCGUGACGCACCUGCUUCUCCGCAACCCAGACAAGAUGGAGAAGCUUCUUUAUGAGAUUCGUGAUGUUCCUGACAGGUCGAGCUUGAAUAGCCAGGUAGUCCAGAGGAUGCCUUACCUGAACGCUGUCAUUGAGGAAGCUCUGAGAUUCUACCCAAGUGGCCAGGUUGGUUUAGGAACGCAGCGAGAGAUUGCGGCCGGAGGAAAUCAGGUUUGCGAUGAUUUUCUUGCCGAAGAGACUGAAGUUGCCGUCGCCGCCUGGACAAUGUCCAACUCGUCCCUCCACUGGAAAGACCCUGCCAAGUUCGUCCCGGAGCGGUGGCUCCUCGACGAGGUCGACUACGCCGCCUACCACAAGUACGACAAUCGCGUCGCCUGGCUUGCUUUCGGCACGGGGCCCCGGACGUGCAUCGGUAAGAAUAUUGCCCUGCAUGAGAUCCGUGGCGUCCUUGCCAGGUUCCUGUACGACUUUGACCUGGCCUUGAUGCCGGAGACGGAGGACUGGCUCCAUAUCAAGACGCACUCUAUUUGGUCAAAGCCCAAGUUGCUGGCCCGCAUUACCCCGGCCAAGAUGAGUGAUCUUUAG
Colletotrichum acutatum is the source of this 1611-nucleotide messenger RNA. Its product is annotated as cytochrome P450. The transcript has 4 exons. The record is from RefSeq and is a predicted model, not a curated record. Lineage: Eukaryota; Fungi; Ascomycota; Sordariomycetes; Glomerellales; Glomerellaceae. The coding region runs from base 1 to 1611 and encodes 536 amino acids. Gene Ontology annotation, molecular function: oxidoreductase activity, acting on paired donors, with incorporation or reduction of molecular oxygen; iron ion binding; heme binding.